UUUCAAUUUUUGAUCAUCAAUGUUAGAGAGGACUUGAAGGAGAAGUAUGGGGGGAAACUGACUCAGGAGAUGGAGGGUCCUUUAAUGGAAGUGUUUGCUCGUUUGAUGAAAGUGCUCGUUGGAAAGAAGCUAAUGGUUCCGGGCAGUUUUAAAAAUAACAACGGUCAGAAUGCUGUAGCCUGUUCUUGCAAGGCAACAGCUGGCUUUUUAUACCCUCUUGAAAAGGGAUUCAUGUUCGUUCACAAACCCGCCCUUUUUAUCAAAUUUGAAGAUAUUGCUAACGUCAACUUUGCUAGGAUGGCCUCUGGUGGGGUAUCGAGAUCUUUUGAUUUCGAUAUAGAGACUAGGGAAGGGGUCGUUCACCAUUUUAGCUCAUUGAUGAGAGAUGAUUACACAAGGCUGCAUGAGUUUGUUACUGAGAAACGACUCAAGAUUAAAGAUAAAGGCUCCAGUAAAGUACAUGUAUCUUAUAAUGAUGAACUCUCUGGAAAUUCAUCCGAUGAACACGAUCCGUACCUUGCUCGAAUGAAAGCAGAGGGAGAGCAAGCUAGUAGUGAAGAUGACUCGGAUUUUGUGGCGAAAGAGAGCGGCAGUGAUGAUGAUUUAGAGUAUGAUUCAGAUGCAGCUGUGAGUGAUGGAGGCUCAACUCAAGGAGCUCAGAAAGAGACUAAAGGUAGCAGUGAUGAGAGUGGAGAAGAAGAAGAAGAGGAAGAGGAGGAAGAGCCGAAAGCUAAAAAGAGGUCGAAGCCUCAAACUCACACUAACGUAGCUAAGAAAAGGAAACAAGAGAAAGGAGGAGCUACAGGCAAGAAAGAGAAAAAGAAGAAGGACCCUAACUGUCCGAAGAAACCUCUCUCUAGCUAUAUGCUAUGGCUCCAGGAGAUGAGACCGAGUUUAAAGAAGAAGCACCCUGAGCUCUCCAUCACUGAAAUGAGUAAGAAAGCUGGACAAUUGUGGAAGGAACUAAAGGAUAAAUCGAAAUGGGAAGAGAAGGCAAAGAAAUUGAAGGAGCAGUAUUUAAUUGAUAUGAAAGAAUAUGAGAGGACUGGGAAAGCACCAUCUUCAGCUUCAUCAUCAAAGCCGAAGAAGACAACAAGCAAGUCAGCAUCAGCAUCGAAGACUCAGUUUAAAAGUAAAGAAUAUAUCGAUUCUGAAGAAUCCUCUGGUGAUGACAUUAAACAAGAAGAGGAGGAGGAAGAAGCAGAGAUGACUGAUGAUGAUGAGUCUGAUUAAUACUAUCAAAAUGCUAUUUUGAUUGAUUGAACUCACUUAAAUCCAAAUAUCCAUUCAUAAUGAACCAAAUUACUAUGCCUAGACUAUUGAGUACUGUCUCAGUAAUGUUAACAAUAUUCCUGAAAUGUAAAAUUUUGGCGGAUUGCCAAAAAUUUUUAA
This is a messenger RNA of Amphimedon queenslandica, 1392 nucleotides long. RefSeq names its product FACT complex subunit Ssrp1-like. Lineage: Eukaryota; Metazoa; Porifera; Demospongiae; Haplosclerida; Niphatidae. Gene Ontology annotation, molecular function: nucleosome binding; histone binding; DNA binding. The record is from RefSeq and is a predicted model, not a curated record. The coding region runs from base 70 to 1233 and encodes 387 amino acids. Gene Ontology annotation, biological process: regulation of chromatin organization. The transcript is spliced from 8 exons. Gene Ontology annotation, cellular component: FACT complex; nucleus.